Molecule: messenger RNA, 2881 nt
Organism: Microbotryum saponariae
Lineage: Eukaryota; Fungi; Basidiomycota; Microbotryomycetes; Microbotryales; Microbotryaceae
Source: the annotation of a GenBank genome assembly
AUGGACCUCAAGGACGUGCCCGAAUUCUACGAGGUCGAGCUCGGCGAGUCGCUCAUCUCGCGUACUGAAACAUUAGGUACGUGGCGUGCGAUUCGAGUCGCGGGUUGCUGAGCUCUCCCUGCAUCGACCGUGAACGGGUCCCCAGCCCCGACUUGAAACUGAACUCGGCCGUUUCGGUUGCGCUGCAGCCUCGUUCAGGGAGCUCGGACCACCCGAUCUGUGUCAUGUGAUCAAAACAACGGGCAAGGCUGGGUCCAAGGAUGUGAGUUUGGCGCGCGGUCGACGCGCGAUCCUGAUGACGGUCGUGUCCCGUCCGCCUACGUCACGCGUCACGCACCGCAACAUGACUGACCCCUGGCUGACAUUUGCUCGCACACCGCUCGACAGAUUGGAUCAUACCACUAUGUCUCAGGCGUAGAUGGUGAGAGUUCCAUCCCGUAGAGGAAGCGCUCCAUCCCCCACAGCACGGGAGCUGACCGACCUCCCCCUCCUCACCUCCUCACCUCCACGCAGCAUCCUCCUCCGCCUCCCUCGCGGCCUACCUCAACUCGCUCCAAUACACCGUCGAGGAAUCCGCGUCCUGGUUCUUCGGCUCGACCGCGACCAAGGGAGCGUACAAGAUCCGCGGAGGCGCGUUCUGUUCCUUCAACGCCUUCUCGAGGGUCGACGUCCGGGUCGAGGUCAAGAUCCCAGGUGGGGUCGAGGCCUAUGUCAUUGAUUUGAGGGGCGACAAGUAGGCCGGCUCGCACGACGGGAUGAGCAUGAGCAGAGUAAGCGACUGAUCCCAGUGACUUGGGCCUCACAGGCACGAGGCGACCCCGGCAGUUUGGCAAGAGGUCUACCUUUCGGCAUUGCUGCGUGCGAUCCUCUAUGCCGACGAUGCCAACUAUGUCAGUCUCAUCAUAUUCACCAUUAGGUGUUGGAGCAACUGACGGUUUACAACGUUCCUCACAGCGCUUGGCCGGCUUUCGGAAAAUGGACCCCAUCACCUCCAUCGAGGCCGAGUUACGGUUCGUCGCAGCCGCAGAGGCCGCAUUCUUCAAAGGUCAGACAGUCUCGGGUCUCGGGCCCUGCAGAAGCGAUGACGAGCCAUUCACUCACGUUAUCCAACCACCCCCUCAGGUUGGCAACUUGGUUCGGAACCCGAAAUCCAGGUCGCGACCGUCGUCUCGAACCACCUCACCGCGGGUUUGAUGAAGUACUUUGGCGACGCGUUCCGAUUCGGGCCGGCCGUGAACCUGUUCGAAAAGCUGGUCGUCAAGGAGGGUGAAGUCGCUUGUUUGUUGGCGCAGAGUUAUAUUGGGAUGGGUGAGUGGUACCCCAAGUUCAGCCCGCCGUGACCGUUCGACGCGCUCAUGCUGGCUUCUCCUCAUCACAGACGAGGAAGUCAAAGCAAUCAAAGUUCUACAGGCCGCUUUGGAGAAACAACCCCAGUCGUACGCGUUGCUGCAUGUUCAGUGUGACUUUUUGCGUUCCAAGGGGAAAGGCGAGUGGGCGCUCAAGUUGGCCAAGGAGGCGGUCAAUUGCGCACCGUCGGAAUUCGUUACGUGGGCCAAGUUGACCGAGGUCAAUAUCGAAUUGGGGAGGUAUACCGAUGUGAGUGAUCGCUGCAAGAGCUUAGCUAGAAUUAGCGAGGGCCGUCAAGCUGAGCGACUUUGAAACUUCCUCCCGCAGGCCCUGUUGACGCUCAACUCGUGUCCGAUGUUCACCUACAACGAACGCGACCUACACCGUAUGCCCACACCCGCUCGCUCUCACCUCCCGAUGAAAGAAUUCAUCUCCGCCUCCGGUAUCCUCGACGACGAAGCCACCGCUUCGCACAACAACGACGCCGACGUCGCUCUGCUUCGAUUACCCGCGCCUUCACUACGAGGCACGUUCGCCAAGGCGUAUGCGUUGUUGGCCAAGUUGGUCGCGCAGAUCGGGUGGGACGAAUUGCUCAAGUGUCGGAGUCAGGUCUUUGUGAUGGAGGAGGAGUAUAGGAUGCAGAAAGCGACGGAUCCGGUCGGCACACCCGCGACGGGGUUGAAUGGGGUUACGAAGGGGGUCGAGGUGGUUGAGGAAGAGGACAAGGAAGGGUUCGGGCCUCUGGCUUUGGAAGAGGAGGAAGACGAUGUUGAGGAUGGGGAAGAAGGUGCGGACGAGGACGCUUCGACGAGAGGUGUCAAUGAUGGCACACAAGGCGGUCCACCGGUCGGUCGGAAUGGGAAUGUGCAGAAACCGAGAACGGCGCAGGCACCACCGGAUGAUGCGGCGAAUGAGGAGGAGGCGAAGGGCGGACCGGGGUCGUUCAGUAACAAGAGAUUGUGUGAGAGGUGGUUGGAUAAUCUGUUCAUGGUCUUGUACGAGGUGAGUUAAGGCACGAACGAAGAGGGUCACAAGUGUGGGCUCCCGUGCUGACUCUGCCGACUCGUCACAGGAUUUGCGGGUGUACACGAUCUGGCGAGCCGAAGUCGCACACUGCAAAGCGCAACACCUCUCGUACCGCAAAACAGGAACCGAAUGGGAGAUCCUCGGUGAACUCGCCGCGCGUCUGCACCACCCCGAAGAAGCCAAAGACGCAUUUCAACGUGCGCUCGACGCCAAAUUCUCCGCGAAAGCUUGGCAACGCUUGCUGGAGAUGUACGCCGACGAAGGGGACGUUCAACGUGCGCUGAACGCGGCGAUUCGUUUGAGCGCGUAUCAACAUCGUUGGUACAUGGAGUGCGCUUACCCGACGAAUGUGGCGCAUCAGUUGUUCAAGUUGAUCAGGAGGGAUGGGUUGGCCAAGAUCAGUUAUUCGUUGGUGUCGAUGAAUGUGCCGCAGGCGGUUCUGAAGGGGGUCAUGCAGCCUUAUUUCCAGUGGGCGCAGGCAUUCAGGGUUGAGGGAUCCGAGUUCUGA